Dendronephthya gigantea is the source of this 7355-nucleotide messenger RNA. Its product is annotated as interferon-induced very large GTPase 1-like. The coding region runs from base 115 to 5208 and encodes 1697 amino acids. Gene Ontology annotation, molecular function: GTP binding. The transcript has 3 exons. NCBI's taxonomy places the organism in Eukaryota, Metazoa, Cnidaria, Anthozoa, Malacalcyonacea, Nephtheidae. The record is from RefSeq and is a predicted model, not a curated record.
UUGUCGUUUUACAGAAAUCAGUUAAAAGUUUAGGGGGUGUUUAACCGUCAUCGUGAAAUGGGCGAGUAGUAUUUUCUGAAUAGUAUUUGACAUACAGAUUAAAGUCGAGAACUCAUGGAAGUACCUGGGAAAAGAAAUCAACACAAAAUUGAAGAUGAACAAAAAUCUGGUCAAGUUGGAAGGGAGGAUGCAGGAACAAUAUCCGUCGAAGGAAGGCAUUCGAAUUUUGUGGAAUCAAAUAAUUCAAAGAUGAAUUCUGCUGAAAGAGAGCAAAAAAAAAUAUCUGAUGAUAAUGAUCCGGAUAAUGAACAGCCUGUUAACCUUCGUGGUAAAAGAUUUCCGGAUUCAAUUAGGGAAAGUAAUAAACCGGAACUAAGAGGACAAUCGUCAGAUGCACUAUUAUCACCCUCUGCAAUAUCACCCUAUACAAACGCACAAGACGAAAUCUCACAAAAUAGAAAUACACAGUUAAAACCCUUUCAUAAUUUUGACUUAAAACCUAAAUAUACUCUAAAGACAACACGAAAAGUUGAUAACCGUACAUUAAUGGAUGAUGAGUUAACAAACCAUGAUCAAAUUCCUGACUAUAUUUUAAGAACAUUAAUGAUUGCUAAUUACCAUGCACGAGAGUUUACCGUGACCUCAAGUAAAGACAAAACUAAAUAUAGUUAUGAAUCUGAUGAAAGUGACAGUGAAGAUGAAGAUGAUGAGCACGAAGAUAUGGAUGUAGGGGAGGUCAAUCCCAUGGAUGCUUUGAUUGGUGUCUUUCAUUGCUCUGACGAAUUUUUACGUCAAGAUCUUGCUAAAAAAUUGUCCGCAUGUCAACUUAGUGUUCCUUUUCUCCUGCCAAACCCUGAAGCGCCUUCCGAAGACGUCACAGUUUUGUUCUCAGCACUAGAGAACGUCACAAAGGCUUGGAAAGGGACAUUUGAUGAUAAUGAUGGUGCACAACAGGUCUUUGCUAUCGAACAUCCAUUUCCGAUAGUUUCUUUUAUCCGCAUCGGCGAACCUAACAAGUCAAAAUCAUCCUUGAUUAACAAAAUUAUGAGUGACGGAAGCAAAGAUCAUGAUAUUUUUUUCCACAAAAAUAUGAAAGGUGGAAACGUUAAAAGAAAAAUCGUAGAUGGAUUGGUUGAAUUGGGCUGGUUUCUUCCAGGAGGGAAUGAGAAACAGACCCUACAAAAAGAAAUUUGUUUUGCCAAUCUUCGAGGAGAUGCCAUGGAAUUCAGAAAGCAGAGAGAUUUUCUUUCAACGAUCUCAUCCGUGUUAUGCAUUUUACUGCCGUCCAAUUACCCGGACGACGCUACGAAAAUAUUGUUGGGAAAAGCAGCACUUAAUGAAGCAAAAGUUAUUUUUAUUUUCAAUGAAAAACCCUCAACCGAUGCAGAUAAUUAUUUCAAAGAACUAAGGAGAGCACACCGUGGAAAAUUGUCUUUGAUAACAGAAACAAAAAAAUCCAAUGAAUACGAUUUUCUUAAAAGUAUACGAGUAAAUAUCCAGAAGACCAUAGAAGAAGUGACGCCGAUACCAAUCGUCGAACGUGCAACCUGUGCAUUGGAGUGUGGAAUUCGCUCUGAUGAAGACCAACCGUAUAUCAGAUUUGAGACGUGCGUAGACUCGUGGUUGGAAAUGGAGGUACAGGAAGCUAAAAAACUUCUGACACUACAAACGCAUGUCCCAAUUUUGGCAGAUUUGGAACGAGAAAAAUUUUGUCCCAAACACAAAAGUAGCAAAUCAAAAAGUCAAUGUACCAAACGAGAUGUUGACGAAAUUUAUAGAGACAUCACAGAAGAAAGGGAGGCACAAAAAGAAUCUUUCCAACGCCUGGACGAACGAGUGCUUCAUUAUCUCAAUUGUGUUGCAGUGAUGGGUGAAAGUCAACGAAAUAAAUCCUUAAAUAAAUUAAAACAUCAAUUAGAUAAAAUGUCUCUAAAGGUAAUGACUCAGUUGCAUCAAAAAUAUUGUGAGGCUUCGCUUGAACUUCAAAAGAAGAGGAAGAAAACACCUCUCACAGCGGACACACAACUGCCUGAGUAUGAGCAUUUGAAACACUUGGAAAAAUCAAUUGCGAAUAGCUCGUUUGGCUUAGAACACAUCAUAAGAGAACUUGCCCAACUAUACCAACUUCCUGACAUCCCUACUAAUGAUUAUGCUGGUGCCGCUGCAGAUAUUUUGCUGUCUGGUCAGCCUCUUGAGCUGCUAGAUGGCGAUUCCUCAUAUAUUCCACUAAAAUGGUUCAAUGCUGUAUAUAGUAAACUAGAACAGAAAACAAAUAACGCUAAGCUAUACGUAAUUUCUGUUUUAGGAAUUCAAAGUUCAGGUAAGUCGACAAUGUUAAAUACGAUGUUUGGUUUAGAAUUUGCAGUCAGUGCUGGCAGGUGUACGCGCGGAGCUUUUGCUAGUCUUAUUCCUGUUGGUGAUUCCCUCAAAACUGUGUCGAAGUUUGAUUAUGUCUUAAUCAUUGAUACUGAAGGUCUUAGAGGAUCUGGUAAUCCGAAGCUGCGGGAACAUGACAAUGAGCUGGCAACAUUUGCAAUUGGUGUUGCUGAUGUGACUAUUGUGAAUAUCUUUGGGGAAAAUCACAAUGAAAUGAAAGAGUUCUUGGAAAUUGCUGUGCAUGCUUUUUUGAAGAUGAAGCUUGUAAAAGAGAGAAAGAAAUGCAAAAUUGUUCACCAAAAUGUUGCUGCAACUGAUGCAAAAGAAAAAUUGACCAUCGACCGUUCAAACCUAAAGGAAGAUCUUGACAAAAUGACCAGAGUAGCAGCAAUGCAAGAAAAUUGUGAAGAGGAAUUUCAAAAAUUGGACGACAUCAUGUCAUUUGACGAGAAUGAAGAUGUAUUUUACAUACCAAGCCUACUGCAAGGUAAUCCACCAAUGGCCCCAGUAAACCCCAACUAUGGAAGAGGGGUCGAAAAGAUCAAACAAAAUAUUAUUACCUUGAUGUCGUCGAAAGAUUGUUUUCAACUUUCUGUAUCCCAGUUUCGAGAAAGAGUCUGUAACCUUUGGAACGCUAUUCUAAAAGAAAACUUUAUAUUCAAUUUCCGUAAUGUAAUCGAAGUUAGAGCGUACGCAUCUUUAGACCGAAAGUUUUUCGAAGAAUCUGUGAAUUUGAUGGCAACGGGAAUGACAGACCUGGAAAGAAAAAUCGAGGUAGCUCUUAGGAGAUGCACAACAAAAGAUGAACGUAAGGAAGUAUGGAAUGGGUACAGAACACAUAUAGGAAAAGAGGCAGCUGCUCUUGGACAGAAAAUGGAAACGGCAAUGGAUGUUUUCUUUGAAACAAGCGAAGAUAAGGUAACCCUUGAGCAAUGGAGAGGAAACAUUAUGAAGAAAAUCAUACAAAUGCAAGACAAUCAAUCCAUGGAGGUCACUAACAACUGCUUAGCAGCUUAUAAUUAUUGGCAGAAUCGACAAGAUGUUGAUGAAAAAAAACAAAGCUAUCAAAAUGAACUCCUCCAAAAGGCAAAAAAGUUAAUAACUUCAGCUCAAAAUACUGGCGAUACAGAGAAAUUUUUAGCAGCGUUUGAACACGAAUGGAACCAAUGGAUGGUAGAUGUUCCACUUUGUCAGGAAAAAAAAACAAAUGUCGAUGGCAAUAUGUUGGAAGUUCUUCGCGAAACAAACCGCGCUCUAAAUGCGGAAAUGACUGGAAAAUUAGAGAAACAUGGAUACUCCAUAUUAAACUUUAAGGUUGUUUCUCCACAAAUUGACCUCAAACAACUUAGCAUAAAGUGGUAUAAUAAAUUGUAUAAUUUUGUAGUUCAGCAAAAACAGGAAGUUCUCUCAGAAGCAAAAAAAAUCAGUGAUGAAGCGACUGGUAAGGCGCUUGAUUUUGCAAGAAAAACUUCGCAAUCUGGAGUUAGGUGCAACAACAAUGACCUCGCCCAAAUGUAUCAUAUGGCCAUUACUACCCUGGACAAGGAAUCAGAAAGGUACAGCUUUAAAUUUUGCGACUCCUUAAAAUGUGAUAUAUUGCUUUAUACAUUUGCCCAAGCUUUCGAUAUUUUCGAUGAAAUGGAAACCCGGUAUUUAAACGAACGGAACAUUCGGGAAGACCUGGAAAAAAACCUGCGACCAAUGUUGAAAACAUAUUUCAAAAAUCUUUGCGAAAAGAUGGGGAGAGAAGUUUUGGCUGCUACGUCAUUCGCUGAUGUUCUUCAAAAGCCAAUUGAGUCGGAGCUGAACCGCAUCAUGGGCCCUGCAGUGGCGAAAGAAGUAAUGGCGAACCAGACUGAGUUCCAGAGUAAAGGUCAAUUUCAUGCCAGUGUCCUUAUUCAACUUGGAAAGGAAGGUAAAUUUGAAGCAUAUAUACCUUACCUGGAAGAUCCUUUUAGCUUCCUUAAAACAAAAAUGCAAGAAUCGGUAGAAAACUACUGUUUAAACAAGACGCCUAACCCCACGAUAAAAAUUUUGAUAAAAACGGUCAAAUUUAUAAAAAAAAAAAUUUUCGCUGCGAUUUCCAUCGCGAGCAAUGAGACAAAAACUGCGGACGAAAAAUUGACUUUUUGGGUUGGACAAUUUGUGAAAGAAUGUUCUACGCUCGCGAUUACGAAAGAAAUGUUCGCAGUGGCUGCAAUUGAUGAUGAUUUGAAAGACAUUGAUGUGUUUGAGGCCAAGGUAUGCAAAAGUGUAAAACAAUUCCUUGAAUCAUUGAUCAAGUGUGGGGUGAAUCGUUCAACGAUGAGUAAAUGGAAUCCAACACCAUGCGAUCAUUUGUUGAAUGCAUCAAUGUUCGGUUGUCAAAGUUUUUGUCCAUUCUGCAAAGGUCUUUGUGAUAAUACCGUUCCCAAUCAUCCAGGUAGUCAUUCUACAAAAAUCCAUCGUCCGAUUGGAUUAACCGGAUACAGCGACAUUGACACGGAAAUAUUAGAAAUUAGUAUUUGUACAAACAAUGUCGCCAAUGAGACUAUGUUUCGAAACCGGGACACUUGUGGAGAAUGGCAUUACUACAAAGAUUAUCAAUCCGUCAAUGAUUAUUACAAAUCAUGGUCAAUUCCCCCCGACCCUUCAUUUGAGGCAUCCGAGUAUUGGCAGUGGUUUGUUGCAAAAUUUUGGAAAGAUUUGGCAGCGUAUUACAACGUGAAGGAACCAGAAGUCCCUUCAUCUUGGAAAAACCGUUCGUUCAAAGAGGUAGAGCGCAAACUUCGACAGGAAUACAAUAUGGUGAAAAAAGUGUCCUUUGAGAAUCCAUUACAAUGUGACAAAUGAAAUAAAAAAAUCAUGCGAUUCUCUUGCAUUACUCCGUAGUAUGUGUUUUUGCAGAAUAAUAGUAUAGCAACCUUACAUGUAAACUAUUUAGUUUUAUAUGCAACUUAGAAAAGACAAGCAAUAUUGUUACUGAUUAUUGCACGUGUAUCCAUUAAUCUAAGAAAGUAAUGACUUUAAAAAAAAUUUAUUAAGUUUGAUAAACAUAAUAUUCUCAGUUAGUUUAAAUGUUAUGACGGUAAUAUGCAAUACUAAUAUUCCGAAAAUGGUUAAAUAUUUUUAAUGACGGCAAUGAAACUUUCAAAUUUUAAUCACGGAAUAAUGAUACUUAAACACGUAUACCUAAAACCUAUCAAUAUGAUUGAUAUACAUAGGAACAACCCGCUAUACACUAAGCAACACAUGAAGCAACUUUUAACCUGCAUUCAUGCCUAAUGCACAAAUAUUAUACAAGCACUAAGGAUAUAGAGUAUAUACAUCAUGCACAGUUACACUGCACAAGUCAUGUCCUUCCUCCAUUACGACUUUCGUAACUGGUACAACGUCAAGUUUGGAUUCCUCAGCGAAAUGUCAAACCAACCGACGAACCACAAAAUAUUCAGUUUUUUUUACAAAGAACGAUUGGAUUAUCCGAACUGUAAGUUCAAAUGGACUAUUAGCUAGAAUAAUAUAUUAAGUAUACUGUACAGUAUUGUUUUUCUUUAAAUGCAAAACUGUCAUAUUCUCCUUAAAUUUGAUUGACAACUUGUUUCGAUUACAAAAUAUAUCAAGUGAACAUAUACAGUGUCAGAAAAAUCUAGUACAGAUGCUAUCAGGAAGAUUUCGGUGUUGCGAUGAUAUGUUGAUGUCGCACUACAUUUGCAUUAGGUUCGGAAGUGAUGAUUAUGGGGUUUGCGAUUUUUACCGAUUAUAUCUCAAGUCACACAUUGAAUUUGCUGUUCAUAUUCCUCAUUGAUCCAAUAAUACUUUCCUAAACUGAAAGUAACCGCCAAAUGUUUCUAAGCAAAAUUGAUAAGCUAUGAAUUAUCUCAUUUCGUCCAUAGUAAUUUUUUUCGUCCAUUCAUUAUACUGAACACUUGAUAUUCCGAAACCAAGGCAACAAUAAUGCCCUCAUUGGAAGACGACAAUACGAGUAGAAUGGGAAAGUCUAAAUGAAAUUGUCAAUAAAGCAACGGCUUUGGACAAGAAAUACGCGGGAAGAAAAUGUUGUGUGUCAAUGGCUUGCAAUAAAGCAUUGAUUUAACGGUGAAGUGAUGCAGAGGCUUAGGCAUGGAGCUAUAAAGAGCGAGUGUUAUUAAAAACUUGAACCAUGCAAUAAUACAACGUUUAAUGGAAAACGUUUUUAAGGAACAGCAACGCGGAGUAUGAAAGAUUACUAUAUAACAAUGAUGAUUUGGUUUGCCACUUCAAAUCUACAGUAUGAACAGUCGUAUUACCAUAGCUGUCUAAAAAUAAAGGAAAUAAACAGGGAGCAUAUCAUUUACAUCACAUUUCGUAGUAAAAGUGACAAUUUAUCUGGAUAAACGAAGCAGAUUCGACGAUGACCAAAUCAAACAUGAACGAUCGUGUUGGAUGUGUAAAAAUAUCGGCAGUUCAACUUAAGAAAAUGAACUACACAAUUUCAACAACUAUAAAAUUGAUGAAGCUUAGAUCGAUGAAGAACAUUGUUGCAAAGUUUGGAAUCAGUUCCUUUUUUCACGUGUUCUUCUGUAAAAAAGCACCAUUCUAGGAUAUGAAAAAGUGACAGAGAACUAAUGGACAUAUACAAUUGUGAUUAUUUGUCUUUCGUAUCAUGUCGAGAAGGAAAACAGAUAAUUUAAAGGGAAAUUAAUCAGGAAUCGUCAACGAAACAUUGAUGCCAAACUUGAAUUCAAGUGUUGUUUGUAUAAUGAUUUGGAGUAAUAGCUUAAGUACUAAAUUGGGGUUGUCUGACUGCACCAUUCCAAUAAAAAACAGUCGUUUAAAUUUUUGUCUCGCGGGUUAAAGUUGGAAAGUUUUAUUGCAUUAAAUUGUCGGAAAUUAUACCGUAAUAUGAUGGCAAAUAUCAGUGAUAAUGGCAAAACAUGAAAAUUUUCUCCCAAACUGUUACGUAAGUAUUUCCAUUCCUAAAAGUAGAGCUUACCAAUGCGCACUGAAAAAAUUGUUUUUAG